Molecule: messenger RNA, 1032 nt
Organism: Armigeres subalbatus
Lineage: Eukaryota; Metazoa; Arthropoda; Insecta; Diptera; Culicidae
Exons: 2
Coding region: 1-1032 (343 amino acids)
Cellular component (GO): membrane
Source: RefSeq, a predicted model, not a curated record
AUGGAUCCAGUUGUGCUGUCUGUUGUUACUCCUUCUUCUCCUGGCGAUGUAACAAAUACCGGCGAAGGCAAUUCGAGUCCUGUUACAUCUGUUUCUUCCAAUGUGGCUAUAGGAGUUGUUAACUCACACGUAUUUCUGUUAACGGUGAAGUUGAAGGUUUUGGACAAAUGGGGAAAAUCACAUUACGCAAGAGCUCUCUUGGAUUCCGGCUCACAAGCAAAUCUCAUGACGGAACGUCUUUGUCAAUUGUUGAAGCUAAAACGAAAUGACAAGAAAGUGGAAAUAAGUGGCAUUGGGCAAUCAAGACGUCAAAUCGCUCACGAAGUCUCGACGGUUGUUGGUUCUCGUAUACAAGAAUUCUCAAUGCCGAUGGAUUUUUUGGUUAUGAGUCAGGUUACAGACGAUCAACCAUCUUUGUCUAUUCCUAUGGGAAAUUGGAAGCCCCCAUCUAGUAUGCGACUCGCUGAUCCGGAAUUUUUCCUCACUGGCCCGAUUGACAUAGUAUUGGGCUCUCAGUAUUUUUACGACUUCCAUCUCCUAGACGGUGGCCGGCUACAAAUACGAAAAUUCGACGGAAAACUUCCUGUAUUCGUCAAUACGGUCUUUGGAUGGGUAGCUGCUGGGGAGUCUGAAUGGAAGGAUGAGAAUGCUAAGGUUAGUUGUCACUUGGCAUCAACGGAAACGUUGGAUAGCAGCAUCGAAAGGUUCUGGAUAAUCGAAGAGUUAUCGGAAAAGGCACCGAGGUCUCAAGAGGAACAUGACUGCGAAACUCAUUUUCAACACACCGUUAGUCGGGAUAAAAAUGGCCGAUACAUAGUUCGGUACCCGAAGCGAAUAGGUUUUCACGAGCUGAUUGGUGAUUCGAAGGCUACAACUAUGAGACGGUUCAAACAACUGGAAAGACGUUUAGGUCGAGAACCUGAUGUUCGAAAGGAUUAUCACCAGUUUAUGCAGGAAUACUUGGAUCUGGGCCAUAUGAAGCUCGUGGGUACAGUCGAUGACACGGAGAAGACGAAAGCCGGCGGUGACUGA